GCACGGCACGGCACGGCACGGCACGGCACGGGGUUGUGUCUCCCCGGGGUUCCUGUCCUUCCGGGGGCCGUGUCCGCCCUCAGUGUCCGGGUUCGCGUCCGAGGACUCUGCCCCGGGAUCUGCCUCCGUCCGGGGUCUCUCUCCCCGUCCGUAUCCGUCCGGGAGCUCUGUCCGGGCUCCACCAGACGUGCUGCUGGCACAUUCAAACUUCCGAGAGUGUGAGAGCACAGCCCGGCACAACUUGUGGCAGCGGCGUGGUGAGGAUUGCUGGGAAAAUUCAGGUUUCCUGAAUGGCAAGCCAGGUUUAUGUUAAGACAUGGUGACUGACUUUGAUGAAAAACAUGACGAAUAUUUAAUAUCCCUCCAGCAGAGAAACCGGCUGCAGGAGCGGUUAAAAAGAAAAGAUCCCGUGCAAACCAGACUGGAGGAGUUGGAAAAAGGAUUUUCUCUGUACGUGAAUGGAGCUAACUCUGAGCUGAGAAAGUACCGCAGGAAAAUCACCCCACAGCUGAGGAACAGAUCCAAACCCACCAGGACAAAGGAAGCAGCCCAGCUAGAAGAGAGUGCCCAGCUAGUGCCAGAACACAGCACCCAGACUGCCCCAAGCAAGAUACAGCGCAGGAAUUGGCUUCAGAAAACUGUGGCAAUUAAAACAGAAGGAGGUGAUAAGCUCUACAUUACACCCUCUCUGGUGUACUCUGAUGAUUUUGAGCCUUAUGAAAGCUUGGCUGUGGAGAGCAGCAGUGAUGAUGAUCCUCUCUCCCAGCAGGAAUUGAGCAGCAGCUUGCAGCGCAGCGUGGACGAGGAGAGGAUGGAAGAAGACUCCCUUAGUGAUGAUUAUGACUCUGUUGAAGAGGAUGUGUUUUCAGAACCAUCUCCCACUGAGGAAGCAAUUACAGGCUUUGAAGGCCUCCAGUUGGAUAGCAGUGAGGCACUGCAGAAGGAGGGUUCUGAGCCUCAGGAUGCCGGGCGAUGCUCUAGCCUUGAUUCUGCUGCCUCGACUGUGCUGGAGUUCAGCCAGGAUCAAAGCAAAGUGAAGCCAGUGCGAGUUCUCUCAGCCAAGAGAAAGGACAGUGCUGAAGUGUACAUUCCUGUCAAACCAGUCGUGCUGACAAAUAAAGGCACUCGGUCCCUCUCUGCUGAGCUCUUGCACCAGGACAGACAUGAAACAGUUUGUUCUAAGCCCUCAAGUCGACCAGAAACAUCCCUUUCAGUAACCAGGAAGAGUGUAUGUGAGAAGGAUCCUGAGCUCUCUGUUUCAGCUGUUGUUCAAGCAGUGCAGAUUGAGAAUGAAUUCUUGCAGGGAGAUCUGCAAAGACAAGCAGCUGCCUCAACCCCCCAAAAGGAGACAUUUUCUGUUUCACCUGUUCUUUCUGCAAAGGCUGAACCUCCAGAAAAACGCCAGACAAGGACUACAGUCACCAAAGCUGCGGAGAGAUUCUGCCCUUUUGGAAGCAGACAAAAGAAGAGACUCCUGAAAACCUUCACAGAGCAUAGGAGCCAUUCUGCCUGUGACACUGACAGAUCCCUGGCUGAUGGCGAAGCUGGAGUAGAUUCCAUGUGGAGAGAGAAGAUGACAGCCAGUGUGGAAGUACAUGAUGCCAUUUAUGUGACUAUGGAACUUCUUUCCAACUGGGGGAAUCCAGCAAACGUGGGCCUGAGCCAGGUGGAAUUCUUUGAUUUACACAACAAGAGGAUCUUUGUGUCUCCUCAUGAUGUGGACAUUCGAAAUGCUGACAACCCAGGGGAUUUGUGCUGCCUGGUCAAUAAGAACUUAAAUCUGCCCAAGGACAGCUGCCUUUGGAUGUGCCCUUUCCACCCACCCGUCCAACUUUACUUUGUUAUCCGCAAUCCCACCCGCUCACGUGACUUUGGUAUAUCCAAGAUCAAGAUUUGGAAUUACAACACAACAACUCCCAGUGACCUGGAUGUUGGAGCAAAGAAGGUGAAGUUGUAUGUUGAUGAGAAUCUUGUAUUUGAUGGUGAAUUAGAGAGAGGCUUUGGAGAUCUCCUUGCUGACCAGAACACUACAAUUGACCUUACAGAUCACAAGCAAGAUACCUCAGCAUCUCCCUCAGCUGAGAGGAAAGAAGGAAAUGCACCUGCAGGCCCAGACAAGAAAACAGACCUGCAUUUUAAAUGCUCAGAAUCAAACAGUGCUUCACUGAACUGGAAAGCUCUGCCAGAAGAAAAUCUUCUUGAGCCUCAGAUGAACUCAAUCAGCUUUACAAAGAAAAAUUUGUCUCAGUUAGAGGAUGAUCUAAAAGUGUUCCCAUCUCAAGUUUGUACAAAAGAUGCCAAAGAGGAGGCAGCAGCAGCAGUUCCAGAGAACAUUCAGUCUGAUGAUGAGCUUUGUUUGAGUGAGCAAAUGGAAAGGUUAACUGGAAGAAAACUGACUGAUUCUGCAGCUGCAGUUCCUUCUUGGUUACAGUCUUCUUCCCGGGUAACACAGAAUAAUCAAGUUACUCCCAGUAGGCAGAAGCCUCCGUGGCUUGCUACAGAGCAGAAUUCCAAUUCAAGAUUUCAAACACAGCCAGAUGAAAUCAUGAAAAACUUCUCAGAUCUGAUAAACGAGGAUGUCAAAUGUCAGAGGCAUGAACUGGGAGUACCCAAUAGAAAUGCAACUGGAGAUGAGAGAUCACAAACACUGACUAAAAAGGAUGCUGAUGUGGACUUGGACAUUUUUGACCACCUUUCUAACAAAAACUGCUGCAGUUUACAGUACCCUAUGAGUGGAAGGAGAAGUGUUGUAUCUGGUAAAAAGCUGGGAUUAAACACUACAAAUCUUGGAGAAGAUGGUUCUGCUCUCAAAGAUGAAGACUUUCCCAUCAAGGACGUAGCAGCCUCUAGAAUGAAGUGGUGCAGUGAGCAAGAACACACUCUGCAGGAGUCCUGGAACUCCUUGGUGAAAUUUAAUUACUCCCACCGCGGCCGGAUCUCGAACAUGGAUUUUCAAGGGGAUAUCUUUGAUGAGUUUCUCCAUCAACAGAAAAUCAGCCGGCCUGGAGAAUAUCAGAGAAAAGAGGGACUGCAAACACUACCAAAGAGGCAAGAGGAAGAACAUUCUGUGGACAUACAGGAUGGCAGUGAUUUUAAAAUCCCUGUUUUACCUUGUGGGCAGCGCUUGGUGAUAGACAUCCGAACAACGUGGGGAGACAGACAUUAUGUUGGUCUUAAUGGAAUUGAAGUUUUCAGUUCUAAAGGAGAGCCUGUUCAGAUUGCAAAAAUAACAGCUGAACCCCCUGAUAUCAAUAUUUUACCAGCUUAUGGCAAUGAUCCCAGAGUAGUAACCAACUUGAUAGAUGGGGUGAAUCGGACCCAGGAUGAUAUGCACCUCUGGCUGGCACCAUUCACCCCUGGAAAACCUCACUUUGUCUUUAUUGACUUUGUGAAUUCCUGUCAGGUAGCAAUGAUUAGGAUCUGGAAUUACAACAAAUCCCGAAUCCACUCGUUCAGAGGUGUGAAAGACAUCAUCAUGGUGUUGGAUGAGCAAUGCAUCUUUAAAGGAGAGAUUGCCAAAGCCUCAGGAACCUUGUCUGGAGCUCCAGAGCACUUUGGAGAUACCAUAUUGUUCACUACUGAUGAUGAUAUUCUUGAAGCCAUUUACUGCUAUGAUGAAACACAUGAUGGAGGAAUGGGAGAUUCCAGCUCCCUGAGAUAUGAGGAAGAGCUGAAGAGGCCAACAACUGCAGACAGGGAGGGAGAUGAGAGACCUUUUACACAAGCAGGGUUGAGAACAGAGAAUCAACAGGUUCAAGAGCCAGACUCUGUUUCUGAAUGCAUACCAAAGGAAACAGGAAUAUUCACUGGAAAAUGCCUGCAACUGAACUUUACCAUGACCUGGGGAGACUCUCAUUACCUGGGGCUGACAGGACUUGAAGUGAUAGGAAAGGAUGGUCAAGCAUUAAAAAUCAAUGCAGAACAGAUUUCUGCUUCACCCCGAGACUUGAAUGAUCUUCCAGAGUACACAGGAGAUUCCAGAACGUUAGAAAAGUUAAUAGAUGGGACUAAUAUCACAGUGGAGGAUGACCAUAUGUGGCUCAUUCCCUUCUCUUUUGGAGAAGAUCAUCUGCUCACAAUCCAUUUUGAUAAAACUGAAAGUAUUGCAGGGCUUCGCUUUUGGAACUAUAAUAAAUCUCCAGAGGAUACCUACAGAGGGGCUAAGGUGGUCCAUGUGUUGCUGGAUGGGCACAGCAUCUCUCCCCCGGAGGGUUUCCUUAUCCGCAAGGGACCAGGCAACUGCCACUUUGAUUUUGCUCAAGAAAUUCUAUUUCUUGACUAUCUACAUCCCCAGCCAACUCCUAAAGUACACAGGAGGACUGCUUCAAGGACACUGGAACAAGCCAGUAUGGACUAUGAAGCACCAUUAAUGCCCUGUGGUUUUAUUUUCCAGUUCCAGCUCCUGACGAGUUGGGGUGACCCCUACUACAUUGGUCUGAAUGGGCUGGAGCUGUUCAAUGAACAUGGAGAGCAAAUCUUACUGACUGAGAACAAUAUUGCUGCUUUUCCAGAGAGUGUCAACAUUUUAGAUGAUGUAUCUGGAGACAUCCGGACUCCAGACAAACUGAUUGACAGAGUGAAUGACACCACUGAUGGCAGGCACAUGUGGCUGGCACCAGUUCUUCCUGGUUUGGUGAAUAGGGUGUAUGUCAUUUUUGAUGUACCUACUACCGUGUCAAUGAUCAAGUUAUGGAAUUAUGCCAAGACACCUCAGAGAGGUGUGAAGGAGUUUGGUCUUCUGGUUGAUGAUUUGCUGGUGUACAAUGGGAUUCUGGACAUGGUGAGCCAUGUGGUGUCAGGCAUCCUCCCCACGUGUGACCCCAUGGUGCCCUACCACACCAUCCUCUUCACGGAUGAUGAGAGGAUCUGCAACCAGGAGAGGAGAACUGUUCUCAGCAAUCACGUGGAGGAUCAGGAUGUACGAAUGAUGAAUGAAAAUGAGAUUGUCACCAGCAGCAAAAAGAAACAAGUUGUGGCUGACCCGGCUCUGCGCCCCAAAACCUGCAUCAGUGAGAAAGGAUUGCAGAGGAGGAAAAGAUGACAAGGAAAGUCCUGAAUGCAUCCAGCCCUAAGCAACUGCAGUCCAGAGCUCCAAAAUAUGCAUAUCCAAAUGGAAGAUUUUCCAUAUCUGCUGCUGCUGAUCCACCUCCUCUUGUGAGAGGCAGUUUUAUUUGCUACAGGAAAUUUUCUUCAGAAUGAAAUCUAAAGCAUGAAUUCAGUAUCCUGAGGGAUUUUUUGCUCAUAAUCUGUCUGAAUUUCCCCCCUUAUCUCUUAAUUGAAAAUCCAGGGAAGAAGGAACAUAAAGGAGAGAGUGAGAACCUUUCUGCUGACAACUGUUCUGCCAAGUACUGAGAACUUGGGUUAAGCUGGAUUGUCCACAGGUUUUUAGAUUAUUUCUAAAGCUUUUAUUCCUAAAUCCUAGCUGGAUGAUCACGAAGAUCCUCAAUAGAAGGAGGUGCUGCUUUAUUUCUGAUGCCUGUAAAUAGUUCUCUGGGAAAUGUACUUGUUAGAGGAAAUACUCUUUAGCUGUCUGUCUCUGGGCAUGUUUGGAUGCCAGGGCUGUCUGUAGGAGCUGCCACUGUUUCUGACACCUAGACAGGUUCCACUGGGCUUGCAGAAAUGUGAUGGAUGCCUUUAGGAAGUGGAGAUCAAGAAGUGGCUUUAUCAAGGUUUAAUAAGUGCAUUUCAGCUGUCACCUUUUCAUGUUUUGCAGUGAAAUAAUUAUUUCUUUCAUCAUUUCACUACCAUGGAAAAAGCAAGUGAGGUGUUUUGCCUGGAGUGCCAUUGACAGGCACUCUGCACAUCCUUCAGAGUCCUCCUGCUACACAGCAAUGUUUUUUCCUCCUAUUUUGCCUGAAUUUAUAUGAAAAAGGAGGCCAUGCCUCUGUGCUGCACUAACCAGAUGUUGCCAGAAACAGAUCAUCACUUCUGAGAAAUGGUAAAUGCCUUUUAAUUAGAUGAAGGUAAGGAGAAAAGUGCAUUUUAAAACAAAAAAAAACGUGCACAUGUAGUAAUUUAAAUAAAAACUCUAACCAAACAAAUAUGCUGCAGAAUUUGCUAUGCAAAUGUACUUUUCCCUGAAAACUUGGUGUUUGUGACAACCUGUAAAUCUCUUCCCUGGAUUCUCAUUUAGAACUUGCUCAUUCCUAUGAUUCUGUGAUUGUUUCCAGAGAGAACUGAGUGCUGAAGUCAGGAUGUGCUUUCACACAUAAACCAGAGGUACUGGUGCAGCUCAAUUUAGAAUCAAACUGCUGCUUCCCUUUCUGUCCUGUCAGGAGUGUAAUAUUUGUAUAUUUGCUUAUUAAAGCAUCACUGCUGAUGCCUGAGCUGAAAGGACACAAGGUACCAAUGCAUUUCCCAGGUUUCUGUGUACUGAUGGAGCAAAAGAAUUUAUUUUGUACUAAAUACAAACUAUUUUACUUUUAAAUGUAAAAUAAUGUGUGUGAGUACACUUUACUUUUUUUAAGGGCU
Molecule: messenger RNA, 6471 nt
Organism: Ficedula albicollis (Collared flycatcher)
Lineage: Eukaryota; Metazoa; Chordata; Aves; Passeriformes; Muscicapidae
Gene: KATNIP
Product: KIAA0556 ortholog
Exons: 27
Coding region: 317-5041 (1574 amino acids)
Source: RefSeq, a predicted model, not a curated record